Balearica regulorum gibbericeps (East African grey crowned-crane) is the source of this 2329-nucleotide messenger RNA. The record is from RefSeq and is a predicted model, not a curated record. Lineage: Eukaryota; Metazoa; Chordata; Aves; Gruiformes; Gruidae.
GCAACCUGCCCAAGCAUGCAGCACUGCCCCUGAAUCGGCACUUGAGCUGAAGCAGAUCAGUCAUUGUCCCAGCCUCUCAAAUCUUACCCAGGUCACGAUGGUGCCGUUGGGGCACUUAGCCAAAGGGGCCACUUUGGAAGAUCUUCUUGAAACCUGCAUUCAGUCUUUUGAUUUAGAAGGAAAUGCCUAUCAAAACAACCAGCUACUAAAAAUAAUUCUGGCCAUGCAUCAGUUUUUCAUCUCCUCUGCGGACAUGCUCCAGAAACUUUUUUCUACGUAUCUUAAUGCUUUAGAAAAUAAAUCUUCCAUGCUGUGUGUAAAGAUAUGCUAUUUUGUGAGGUAUUGGAUUACAGAGUUCUGGGUUAUGUUCAAAAUGGACUCUCAACUAUCCACAACUAUGGAGGAAUUUCAAGAACUGGUUAAAGCUAAUGGUGAGGAGUUACACUGUCGUCUAAUUGACACAACUCAAAUAAAUUCUAGGGAUUGGUCUAGAAAGCUGACACAGCGUGUAAAGGCCAACACCAGUAAGAAACGGAAAGUCUCGCUUCUUUUUGAUCACCUUGAGCCAGAGGAGCUGUCAGACCACCUUACCUAUCUUGAAUUUAAGUCUUUCAGAAGAAUAUCAUUCUUAGAUUAUCAGAACUACAUUGUGAAUAGUUGUGUGAAGGAGAAUCCAACAAUGGAAAGAUCGAUUGCUCUUUGCAAUGGUAUCUCUCAGUGGGUGCAGCUAAUGGUUCUCAGCAGACCAACACCACAGCUUCGGGCUGAAGUGUUCAUCAAGUUCAUUCAUGUUGCACAGAAGCUACACCAGCUGCAGAAUUUCAAUACAUUAAUGGCAGUGAUAGGAGGUCUCUGUCACAGUUCCAUUUCCAGACUCAAGGAAACAAGCUCAUGUGUUCCUCAUGAUGUAAUUAAGGUGUUUAAUGAAAUGACAGAACUGCUUUCAUCUUACAGAAAUUAUGAUAGUUAUCGACGUGCCUAUAACGAGUGCAGUAACUUUAAGAUCCCAAUCCUUGGGGUCCACCUGAAAGACUUGAUAUCACUUCAUGAGGGAAUGCCAGACUACUUAGAGGACAAAAAAAUUAACAUAUACAAACUAUACUCUCUGUAUAACCACAUAAAUGAGCUGAUACAACUCCAGGAAAUGCCACUUCCCCUGGAGGCUAAUAUGGACCUUGUUCACUUGCUUACACUGUCCCUUGAUCUUUACUACACAGAAGAUGAAAUUUAUGAGCUUUCAUAUGCACGAGAGCCACGAAGUCAUCGAGCUGCUCCUUUGACACCUUCCAGACCACCAGUAGUUGCAGACUGGGCCUCAGGGGUAGCCCCUAAACCUGAUCCAAAAACCAUCAGCAAACAUGUUCAGAGGAUGGUAGAUUCUGUCUUCAAAAAUUAUGACCAUGAUCAGGAUGGAUACAUAUCCCAGGAAGAAUUUGAAAAGAUAGCUGCCAGUUUUCCAUUCUCAUUUUGUGUAAUGGCUAAGGACUGGGAAGGUCUGAUCAGCAGGGAUGAAAUAACAGCUUACUUUAUGAGGGCUAGCUCAAUCUAUUCCAAAUUAGGACUUGGCUUUGCUCACAACUUCCAAGAGACCACUUACUUAAGGCCCACUUUCUGUGACAACUGUGCUGGAUUUCUAUGGGGAGUCAUUAAACAAGGAUACAGAUGCAAAGACUGCGGAAUGAACUGUCACAAGCAAUGCAAAGACCUGGUUGUGAUAGAGUGCAAGAGAAGACCCAAAACUUCAGUGGCAGAUAGCAGCCCAACAUCUGCUCUUGCUUCAAGCCUCUGCCCAGUAGGAGUCAAAGAGCAAUUCCAUGGACAAGAAGAAGGACUGUUCACAUUUCCUAAUGGAGAAGCAGUGGAACACAAUGAAGAUAGCAAGGACCGAACCAUUAUGCUCAUGGGUUCCUCAGCUCAGAAAAUCUCAGUGAGACUGAAACCAGCUGUGGUUCAUAAAGGCACACAGACUGAUCCCGUACUGCUGGCUGGUGAUGUAUCAUCUCGUAGGCAGACAGAGAAGAAAGAAUAUAGGAUGCCAGAAAAUCCUUAUCUCCAGGCAGCUCCACCAUCCCCGUGUCCGAGCCCAAUUCUAGGCCGCAGAAAGGCAUAUGUUAAAUGGGAAAACAAGGACUCCAGCCAGAAAAUGAAGGAGGAGCAUCAUAGCUGUAAACCCUCAUACCAGGAACUUGAGCAGGAAAGAAAUAUUCUAAAGGCAGACAAUGAAGGAUUAAAGAUCCAGCUCGAACAGGCACAUAAAACAAUUGAAUCUCUCACAAUCCAGAGAAGGAACCAUGUAGUUGACAACCUACAACACAGAGACUGUUCCUAG